GUUUGAUGACUGUCUUGUACCCACAAUACAUUGCGAAGGAGCAUGGUUGACUUUCGGCUAGGAGUGUCAGUCCUGUGAGGAUGAAUGUGUCGUGUCUGAGCUAGAGCAGUUGAUAUUUACUAAAUCACCAGAUGCCCAACGGUGUGAAGUAACCUUCUGUGCUAUUAUUAUUAUGCUGCAAUAAUUUCAUCGAGUGAAAUUGGAAAACUUCGUUAAAAUCCGCACCCUCUGGUGGUAGACCAAAGAAGCCAAGAUGGCAGGAGUUGGGGCCAAGCGCGAGGGACCACAGUUCAUCAGCGAAGUGGCGGUGAGGGGCAACGCCGUCGUGCUGGACUACUGCCGCACCUCCGUUUCCGCUCUGUCGGGGGCGACGGCUGGCAUCCUCGGGCUGACGGGGCUCUACGGGUUUGUUUUCUAUUUCCUCUCAUCCUUCCUGCUGUCCCUGCUGCUCAUCCUCAAGGCCGGACGGCGGUGGAACAAGUGCUUCAAAUCGCGGCGGCUGCUCUUCACCGGAGGCCUGGUCGGAGGGCUUUUCACCUACGUUCUGUUCUGGACUUUCUUGUACGGGAUGGUGCAUGUUUACUGAGACGACCACCCACAAUCAGCCCUGAAAUGUUUCGAUAUGAUGCUAUGUAAGUCAUUAGGUUUGUCUAUCCUGCUGCUAUUCGUAGCUCAACCCUGUAGUGAAAGACUAAAUAUUUCUGUUGUGAGUAGAUGGUUUGAAGAAGUGUCAGUUUUACUGUAGUCCUACUACAGCUACCAGUAACAUGACCACAAUGAUUAAUAGCUUAGCUUGUAAAAUCCUAAUAAAGUGUGGCAACAUUUUCAUGUAAAACAUGGUUAUUAUUGCAACUGAUUGGAAUAAAAACCUCUGUACAGAU
This is a messenger RNA of Poecilia latipinna (sailfin molly), 881 nucleotides long. RefSeq names its product ER membrane protein complex subunit 6 (gene emc6). Gene Ontology annotation, cellular component: EMC complex; endoplasmic reticulum; membrane. Gene Ontology annotation, biological process: protein folding in endoplasmic reticulum; autophagosome assembly. The record is from RefSeq and is a predicted model, not a curated record. Bases 254 to 586 code for a protein of 110 amino acids. NCBI's taxonomy places the organism in Eukaryota, Metazoa, Chordata, Actinopteri, Cyprinodontiformes, Poeciliidae. The transcript is spliced from 2 exons.